Messenger RNA from Aspergillus heteromorphus CBS 117.55, 2939 nucleotides. Its product is annotated as AP-1 complex subunit gamma. The coding region runs from base 1 to 2529 and encodes 842 amino acids. The transcript has 5 exons. Gene Ontology annotation, biological process: intracellular protein transport; receptor-mediated endocytosis; Golgi to vacuole transport. The record is from RefSeq and is a predicted model, not a curated record. Gene Ontology annotation, cellular component: Golgi apparatus; membrane coat; AP-1 adaptor complex. Gene Ontology annotation, molecular function: clathrin-cargo adaptor activity. Lineage: Eukaryota; Fungi; Ascomycota; Eurotiomycetes; Eurotiales; Aspergillaceae.
AUGGCAUCCCGUAGGUGUCCUUUCAAGCAAUUCAUUCGCAAUGUGCGGUCGGCCAAGACAAUCGCCGAUGAACGAGCAGUCAUCCAAAAGGAGAGCGCGGCCAUCCGUGCGUCUUUCAGGGAAGAGAGCCACGAUUCGGGCGUCCGGAGAAACAAUGUGGCCAAGCUGCUGUACCUAUUUACACUCGGUGAACGGACGCAUUUUGGUCAGAUCGAGUGUCUGAAGCUAUUGGCAUCCCACCGCUUCGCCGACAAACGGCUGGGAUACUUGGGAACCAUGCUGUUGCUCGAUGAGAAUCAGGAAGUGUUGACGCUGGUAACGAACUCAUUAAAGAACGAUCUUAAUCACUCCAAUCAAUACAUUGUCGGUCUCGCCCUCUGCGCCCUCGGCAAUAUCGCCUCCGUCGAAAUGUCCCGAGACCUGUUCCCGGAGGUCGAAAGCCUAAUGUCUACUGCGAACCCUUACAUUCGGAGGAAGGCUGCAUUGUGUGCCAUGCGCAUCUGUCGCAAGGUCCCGGACCUGCAGGAGCAUUUCUUUGAGAAGGCCAAGACGCUACUGUCGGACAGGAAUCACGGUGUUCUGCUGUGCGGUUUGACGCUGGUGAUCGACAUGUGUGAGGCUGAGGAGGCGGAAGAAGGACAGGAGGGUGUGAUCGAGAUGUUCCGGCCCUUGGCCGGUGGUCUCGUCCGCGCCCUGAAGGGGCUGACCACCUCUGGAUACGCCCCGGAGCAUGAUGUCUCCGGAAUCACGGACCCCUUCCUCCAGGUCAAGAUCCUGCGCCUUCUCAGGGUCCUAGCCAGAGGAGAUGCGGCAACCAGCGAGUUGAUCAACGACAUCCUGGCCCAGGUGGCUACCAACACAGACUCGACCAAGAACGUCGGAAACUCUAUCCUUUAUGAGGCAGUUCUCACGAUUCUCGACAUCGAGGCUGACUCGGGACUGCGGGUCUUGGGUGUGAACAUCCUCGGAAAGUUCCUUACGAACAAGGACAACAACAUCCGCUAUGUCGCCCUCAAUACGCUGAACAAGGUCAUCGCCAUCGAGCCCAACGCCGUUCAGCGGCACCGCAACACCAUCCUGGAAUGUCUCCGUGACCCGGAUAUCAGUAUCAGAAGACGUGCCCUCGAUCUCAGCUUUAUGUUGAUUAACGAGAGUAACGUGCGUGUUCUUGUUCGGGAGUUGCUCGCCUUCCUGGAGGUUGCCGACAACGAGUUCAAGCCGACCAUGACUACCCAGAUCGGUAUUGCUGCGGACCGGUUUGCCCCCAACAAGCGCUGGCAUGUCGACACAAUCCUCCGGGUACUCAAGCUUGCCGGAGCCUACGUUAAGGAGCAGAUCCUAUCGUCCUUUGUUCGUCUGAUCGCCACGACGCCGGAGCUGCAGACCUACUCUGUGCAGAAGCUCUACCUGUCGCUGAAGGAAGAUAUCACACAGGAAGGUCUCACUCUGGCCGCUACCUGGGUCAUUGGCGAGUACGGUGACAACCUCCUUCGUGGAGGUCAGUACGAGGAGGAGGAACUAGUCAAGGAGGUCAAGGAAAGCGACAUUGUUGACCUCUUCACCAACAUCCUCAACAGCACAUCUGCCACGCCAACAGUGGUGGAAUACAUCACCACGGCCUCCAUGAAGCUUACCGUUCGCAUGUCUGAUCCGGCACAGGUUGAGCGUCUUCGCCGCUUCCUGAACGGUCGGACUGCCGACCUGAGCGUUGAGAUUCAGCAGCGGGCUGUCGAGUACACCAACCUGUUCGGCUACGAUCAGAUCCGUCGGGGAGUCCUGGAACGCAUGCCCCCACCUGAGAUCCGCGAAGAACAAAGAGUCUUGGGUGCGCCUACCAAGAAACGUCAGAGCAAGAUCCUGAAAGACAAGUCCAAGAAGCCCGCGAAGCAGGCGGAACAGGACAUGCUUCUGGACCUCAUGGGCGGCGACGCCCCCGAAACCAACUCUACGCCCAACGGAUCCCAGAACACGGCCGAUCUGUUGGCCGAUAUUCUUGGUGGCGACUCCGGCCUCUCCUCGCCCUCCCCUCAGCCCGCCGCACAGAAGAGCGCCAUUAUGGACCUCUUCAACGCCAAUGGAAGCACGCCCUCUCCCGGUCCCACGGAGCCUGCGUCAUCAGGCUUGGAUCUCCUGGCUGGUCUUGGAUCUUCCGCGUCGCCAGCCCCCGCGCCCGCUCCUUCGGCGGUCUCUGCUCACACAGUAUUCAACAAGAACGACCUCGCCCUUGCGCUCCAGGUCCAACGUGGUAGCGGUGGCAAUGCACAGAUCCAGGCUCGGUUCCGAAACGUCUCGGGCUUUGCGCACUUUUCCAACGUUGGCCUGCAGGCUGCUGUGCCCAAGAGCCAGAAACUGCAACUCAGUGCGAUCAAUAAGGCCGAUCUUGAUGCCGGCGAGGAAGGGAUCCAGAUGCUGAAAGUUGCAUCCCUCAAUGGGGCCCUCCCACCGAAACUCCGUCUCCGUCUCCGUGUCACAUACGCCAAGGACGGCUCUGAUCCUGUAACCGACCAGGUUGACUGGAGCGAGCCAUGAACGUCUGAUCCAACCGGAGGAAGAAACCGACCACCUACAACCGCCACCGUAAUUACGCUAUAACCCUCCCCAAGACAGUCCGUCUAAUCAAUCUACCUUAGCAACGUGAGCCAGUAUCCCAGCGCCGCCGUUGUAUUGGAUGGGAAAAUGAGAGCAAGCAAACCGCAGGGAAGACCACGACCCAACCAUCCAUAUUCCUCUCCUCCCCCCCCUCCUCCCCACAUACAUGCAUGUCCAUACAUACCCGGUUGGUUUCUAGCUCUCUCUCUAUUCUCACCUGUCGCUUUUAUAUCACCCUCUUCUUCUUUUUUCUAUUUCUGUGUAAAUGCUUGAUGUUGCCAAGACACGCGGGGUGGCCGUCCAAUGUAAGCCGGAGUUCCAAUAAAAAAGAACCCAUCACUAAGUACUAG